AAUGCAAGCCAUUUUAUUGGUAUUACAACACUUUAAUUGGAGAAAAGUUUCUAUUAUUCACGAAAGUGAUAUGCCUUAUGAUCUAACAAUGAAUUUACUUCGUAGAAUGAUACGUUUAGAUAAUAUGACAUUGAUAACAACUGAAUCUUUUAGAAAUUCGGCAAUUGAUAAUUUAAUGAAUAUUAAGAAAAAAAAUGGUAGAAUAAUGGUCUUUUUCGGCAAUGAACACCAUGCUAGAAUAGUACUUUGCGAAGCCUAUACUCUAAAUAUGGUUGGUCCUGGUUACCAAUGGAUUAUACCUGGAUUUUAUGAACCUGGAUGGCAAAAUUUAAGAACUACUGAUUGCCAACCUGAAAUUAUUUGGAAAGCUUUAGAAUUAACGUUAACUGUCUCUGACGUAAAAAGAGAGGAUGAUGGCAUCGUUACUGUUUCUGGACAGACUUAUAACCAAUAUUUGAAAAGAUAUACAAUGUGGCCAACUGUAAGCCGAUUUGGUACAAGCCUCUAUCAUGCCAACGCUUAUGACGCUGUUUGGGCAAUAGCGUUAAGUUUAAACGCCUCUGAGGAUGUUCUAAAGAAUCAGACUAUUCCAGUAAAAAUUGGAGAUGAUAAGGUUCUGCGACCUUUAACUUUAAAGGACUUUACUUAUUUCUUCAAUUCGGAAUUUCAUGAAGUGCUAUUGAAUAGUAUGAAAAAAACGUCCUUCAGGGGAGUUAGCGGCCAUGUAAGCUUUACCAAGAGCGGAAAUAGGCAAAGCAAUCUGCUUAUCCAUCAAUUCCAGGACCAAAUACCUAAAGAAUAUGCUGUUAUAAAGAAUGAUACGGUAGCAAUUAAGGUCUUGGGUGAAAUAAAAUGGCCAAACAAUGUUAGAGUAACUGAUGAACCAAAACCCGUCAAGGUGUUUGUAUAUUUGAACAAAAAGAUUAUUAUUGUUGUAUUCACACUAAGUGUUGUGGGAAUAGCAAUGGCAUUGGGCUUUCUUUUCUUCAAUAUCGCUUUCAGGAAUCAUGCGCACAUAAAAAUGUCUUCGCCUAGAUUAAACAAUUUAAUUACUUUUGGAUGUAUCUUGUGCUACGCCAGCGCUAUACUAUUUGGUCUAGACGGCCGUUAUCUAACCCAUACGCUUGCUACUAGAAUCUGCUUAAUAAGGGUCUGGGCUAUAUUUACGGGUUUUACAUUUGCAUUCGCCCCUAUGUUUGCUAAAACUUGGCGUGUUCACGCCAUCUUUACAAAGAUGAUACCGAGACAAAAGCAACCUCUUAAAGAUUUUCACCUUAUAACUUCUGUUCUACUAUUUUGGAUGAUAGACGUUAUCAUACUAGUGAUUUGGACCAUUAUAAAUCCAUUUAGAUUAGUGGAAAUAACUUUUAGAAAUCCAAAAGUAUAG
Messenger RNA from Dimorphilus gyrociliatus, 1387 nucleotides. The record is from the annotation of a GenBank genome assembly. NCBI's taxonomy places the organism in Eukaryota, Metazoa, Annelida, Polychaeta, Dinophilidae.